AUGAAGCAGAAUACCUCGGAAAAACUAAAACAACGCUCGGUGAAAAAAGUAUUCUUAUUAAAUACAUACGGAACCAGAACUAGUUCGAAAAAAACACUUCAGCAACGAAUAGAUGAAAAUGAAAUAGAAGGCGACAUUAAACCAACAAACAUUUAUUUAAAAAACGACGACUUCGUGUUAGACGCAGAAGAAGUAGAUAGAAAUUCUGAAAACUAUAGAAUUUCCGGAGUAUAUACUACUGAUAUACCCCUGAGAGAUUUACGUGAACAACAACCAGCAUUCGUGGUUGAAAGAGGAAUCUAUAUUGGAAAAACACCAUGGAAGGAAAAUCGCUAA
Messenger RNA from Ambispora gerdemannii, 336 nucleotides. NCBI's taxonomy places the organism in Eukaryota, Fungi, Glomeromycota, Glomeromycetes, Archaeosporales, Ambisporaceae. The record is from the annotation of a GenBank genome assembly.